Molecule: messenger RNA, 1059 nt
Organism: Cantharellus anzutake
Lineage: Eukaryota; Fungi; Basidiomycota; Agaricomycetes; Cantharellales; Hydnaceae
Product: cyclin-like protein
Exons: 3
Biological process (GO): regulation of cyclin-dependent protein serine/threonine kinase activity; mitotic cell cycle phase transition
Cellular component (GO): centrosome; cyclin-dependent protein kinase holoenzyme complex; cytoplasm
Molecular function (GO): cyclin-dependent protein serine/threonine kinase regulator activity
Source: RefSeq, a predicted model, not a curated record
AUGAGGGCAGAAUCAGCUCUGCAGGCCGCCAAGCCUCCCCGCAACUCGAUCUACGCCCGACCGACCACAAAACGCGCCGGCUCGACCUACCUCUCCCACAGCAACUCUCAGAACUUCGCCUCCCCUUCCUGUGGUGUGUCCAAGUCUCGUUCAAAAGCCGUGUCUGCAUCGCUGGCAUCCCCCCGCCAUGUCAACGUGUCAAAACGAUCGCCAAAUACUUUGCUCGCCCUCGAAUUCCAGCGACGGCGACAGCUGCAAGUUAUCUCUCUUGAAAGACAGGCUCGGACGCUGCUUGAGGAGGAAUACCGUGACGAUGUGAAAUCGUAUAUGCAUCAGAUGGAGUCCCUGACAAUGGGCUCCGCCACUUCUAUCGACAUGCAACCAGAAUUGCAGUGGAGUAUGCGAGUGUGUCUCAUCGAGUUCCUCAUUGAGGUUCACAUGAGCUUUCGCCUUCGUCCCGAAACGCUCUAUCUGACGUGCAACAUCGUCGACCGAUACGUGUCCCGGCGUGUCGUUUACAAGAAGCACUAUCAACUCGUCGGAUGUGCUGCUCUUUGGAUUGCCGCCAAGUUCGAAGAUGCCAAAGAGCGCGUGCCAACUGUUCACGAUCUACGGGAAAUCUGCCGCGACACUUACGAUGAAGCCGCUUUCAUUCAAAUGGAAGGGCAUGUUCUGGCUACGAUCGCGUGGAAGGUUGGACACCCUACCGCUGAGGCUUGGCUUCGUCUCGCAUGCACUGGUGUUUGCUUUGAGGAUCUUCAAACACAACAUGUCGCGCGUUUCUUGAUGGAGAUCACUCUGUUCUACAGGGACUUUGUAUCUUUCAAGCCUUCAGUUAUUGCGGGCGCCGCUUUGCUACUUGCCCGGUACAUCCUGGGGAAACAACGCCGUCCAUUUGAAGAGACUGAGCCGGUUCUCGCUGUCAUCCAAAUUCUGGAUUCCUACUUGGCCGAGCGCUUGAAUCAGGUCUCACAGAUGAUUGUCAAGAAGUAUUCGUAUUCUUACUUUUCGAAAGCUUCUACACUCGUCUGCCAGUACUAUCUGCAAGGUGGUCGCUAU